This is a messenger RNA of Volvox carteri f. nagariensis, 174 nucleotides long. RefSeq lists its product as uncharacterized. The annotation marks the transcript as partial. Lineage: Eukaryota; Viridiplantae; Chlorophyta; Chlorophyceae; Chlamydomonadales; Volvocaceae. The transcript has a single exon. The record is from RefSeq and is a predicted model, not a curated record.
CCCCCGAAACAAAUUAUGCCAGAUAACCCCCCAAAUAGCAACGGUCCAUGCAAACCCCCGAACUGCAUUAUGCCAGUUAAUCCCCCAGAUAGCAUCGUUCCAUGCAAACCCCCGAACCACAUUUCGCCUGGCAAACCCCCAAAUAGCAUCGGUCCAUGCAAACCCCCGAACCAC